GCAGCCAACCCACAGACACCGUGUCCAUAUUUAGUCACUGCUGAGUCUCAGAAAUGUGCCGCUUCAUGGUUUGCAUGAGGAAAUGUGUGAGUAUAAGAAGUGGUGGUUUGUAGAAGCUGCUGGAGACUCUGCAGACAUCAGCCUCACAGACACAGGUUUUUGUGUCAGGAUGACUUCCUGUGUGGUGUCCCUCUUCUUCUUGGCCUUCCUGUGUUCCUCCAUCAAUGCCGUCGAUCCCACCGGCCUCAAACUGAGAAUCACCAACAGAGCGCUGAAUAUUUUGACAGAUGUUGGCCUGGACGUUCUGCAGACGCUGGUUAACAGACCCUUUGCAGACUUCACGGUGGUGUACAGACGCAUCCAGUGCAUCAUUAAGAAGUUGACGCUGACACGUCUAAAUCCAGAUCAGGUUGGUCUCAGUUUCCAGCAGGGUUCAGGUCUCCAGUUUGAGUUUAGGAACCUUACCUUCGCUGGAGACCUUGAGCGGGAAGUCAACCUGCGUUUGUGGAGAGAAUUUCAUCUUGACGCAGGAAGUAUAGCGUUCGGAGGAGCAGGCGUGAGCGCCACCAUCGGAGUGAAACUGAGCCGAAACCAACAAGGACGUCUGAGCAUUGAGAUACCAAACUGUGUUUUCACAGCUGAUGUCAUCCUCACACAGUCUACCGGCUGGAUCGGGCAUCUGGUGGACGUACUCAGACCAGUUCUCCGGAACCUUUUCAACACCCAGCUCUGUCCUGCUGUUCAGAGGUACGCUGUUCCUCAAGUUAACUCCAUGUUGGAGAACAUCUCCAUGGCGAUGACUCUGUACAAAGACCUCAACAUCGACUACUCUCUGAGCGGAGACGUCACAGUGGCCUCCACAUUCCUCGAUGUGCCUUUCAAAGGCUUGGUGUUCAGGCAGGGCGAGACUGUUGAUGCUGGUUCAAUAAGAAGAGGUGCAGAUCCAGUUUUCAGAGAAAGUGACCGGAUGGCUUACGUGGGCGUCUCUGAGUUCCUCAUCAACAGCGCCAUCAUGUCGGUCUACAGCACAGGAGUCAUGGCGCAGACUGAAAUGGUGACCGAUGCAGGUCUGAAGGCUGCUCUGAGAGCUCUCCAGUUGAGUAGGCAACCAUUGCGGAUGACAGAUCCCCUCUCUGCUGAAGUGGAAGUCACCGAGGCGCCGAGCAUCACCACCAGCCAUAGGGAUGGAGUGACGAUCACUGCCAGAGCCAGAGUCCGUGUGUUCGCAGUGCCGGCUGGAAGGGAACAGGAGCAGCUCCUCUCGGUGUCAGCGAGUUGUACGGUUCAGAUAAUGGUCGCCAUCAAGGGAAACUACCUGACUCUCCCUUCAAGCAACGUCGACUGUACCAUCAUCACCAAAAAUAGUAUCAGAGACAAUCUGGUGAAACCUUUGAAUGGAUUGCUGUCGAAAAAGCUGAAGGGCUUCCUGCGUGGCUACUUUGAUAAAGGAGUACUGAUGCCUCUGCCUGAAAGAAUGGGCUUCUCUCAGGGACAGAUCGACUACCAGGAUGGCUUCAUGGUGCUCGGGGGGGACCUGAACUUCACCCCAGAUGCGAGGAAGAAGGCAGUGCUGGAUUUCGGCAGAUAACCAGAAUUAGAAUCUUCCGACUCAGUAUUGUGGGAGGCCAGGGGCCUGAGGGGCCCUCACUCUCACACUGUAUACUCCUCGACAUAGAUUUCAUUUACACUGGGGACAUGUCCCCACCACUUUUUGAAACAAAUAACAAAUAAAAAUUCUUUGAAAAAGGUUUACUUGCACAAUAGAAAAGCAUGAAAUGCAAUGUAAAUAUAGAAGAAACUGAUGUGCCUUGUCCACAAAAAAAAACGAAAAAUGAAAUUAUAUUAUAUUAUACAUUAGAUAAACCAUCAUCAUUGAGUAUAAAUAUAUUUCAAAUAUAAUAAUAAAAGGAAUGAAUCUGUU
Molecule: messenger RNA, 1921 nt
Organism: Micropterus salmoides (largemouth bass)
Lineage: Eukaryota; Metazoa; Chordata; Actinopteri; Centrarchiformes; Centrarchidae
Product: phospholipid transfer protein-like
Exons: 15
Coding region: 83-1588 (501 amino acids)
Biological process (GO): high-density lipoprotein particle remodeling; ceramide transport; phospholipid transport
Molecular function (GO): ceramide binding; phosphatidylethanolamine transfer activity; diacylglycerol binding
Source: RefSeq, a predicted model, not a curated record